Molecule: messenger RNA, 564 nt
Organism: Aphanomyces invadans
Lineage: Eukaryota; Oomycota; Saprolegniomycetes; Saprolegniales; Verrucalvaceae
Exons: 1
Coding region: 43-495 (150 amino acids)
Source: RefSeq, a predicted model, not a curated record
CACGUUCUGCCACUCAGCACACGGACAAGAUCCUCGGCGAUCAUGCUGUCCAACCUCCGCGGCCACGGGCUCUGUGGUGGGUCUGCUGGAGGCAACAACCAGCUAGACAUUGUUGACGACGACAAUGAUAUCCACCGAUACGAACGAGACCGGCUGCGUCAAACGACACAUCCAGGAGGCCGUGACGACAGCUGUCGAAGGAAACGGCCGCCGCAACACCACAACGGCGGCCCAUGUGUGCAGCAAUCCAGGACACAACAGUUCCAGCCAUACCACCACGUGAGUAAACUCCCCAGCGCGCUGCAAAUGGACAUCCUGGCGGACCACCAGGCACAACACCGCGAGUCGACAAUCUGGCGACGGCGGUUUCCUGAAGCAAGCUGGCGGUCACCGAAGCUCCAUCCGUCCUCCUGUUCCUUCAUUCUGGCAUCCAACCAAGACGAUAACCCUGUCACCCACUACCACCACCACCACCAUCGCGGCCAGGAUUUGUAGAGUCGUUGCGACGCUUUCACUCGGUACAGUUUAGAGACCUCGUGUUCAACCAAGGUUUUGUGUCGUUCA